Olea europaea var. sylvestris is the source of this 1792-nucleotide messenger RNA. RefSeq names its product premnaspirodiene oxygenase-like. The record is from RefSeq and is a predicted model, not a curated record. NCBI's taxonomy places the organism in Eukaryota, Viridiplantae, Streptophyta, Magnoliopsida, Lamiales, Oleaceae. The coding region runs from base 44 to 1567 and encodes 507 amino acids. Gene Ontology annotation, molecular function: iron ion binding; heme binding; oxidoreductase activity, acting on paired donors, with incorporation or reduction of molecular oxygen. The transcript has 2 exons.
UUCUACAACUAAACUUGGAGGGGAAUAGCCAGUACCAAAAAUAAUGGAAUUCCAUCUUCUUCCCUUCAACUUCACCACUCUCUUGUUUUUCAUAUCCUUCGUCUUUCUCUUAAUUAAGGGAUUCAAGAAAUCGAAGUCCGUUAACAAGAACGAAAAAUUGCCUCCAAGUCCAUGGAAGCUGCCUUUGAUCGGAAACAUGCACCAUUUGGUAGGUGCACCCCCACAUCAUGCUCUAAGAAAGGUAACUAAAAAGUAUGGUCCGGUCGUGCAUCUGCAGCUCGGUGAAGUUCCUGCAGUUGUUAUAUCGUCACGCGAAGCUGCUAAAGAUGUGCUAAAGGUUCAUGAUCCUGCUUGUGCCGAUAGGCCAGAGAGUAUCGGAAGUAAGAUUAUGUGGUACGACUAUACCGAUAUUGCUUUUAGUUCUUACAACGAAUACUGGAGGCAAAUGCGUAAACUAUGCAUUUUGGAGCUCUUAAGCACCAAAAAUGUCCGAUCAUUUGGCUCCAUAAGGCUAGAGGAGGCUGCGCAACUUUUGAAAAUCAUCCAGUCGUCUUCUGGGAAACCCAUCAACCUAACUGAUAGAAUAUUCUCAUUUACAAGUUCAAUGACGUGCAGAGCAGCAUUCGGUGAAGUACUGAAAGACAAAGACGCUUUGAUAAUGCUGAUGAAGGAAGGAACAGCCAUGGCCGGAGGUUUCGAAUUGGCUGAUUUUUUCCCUUCUUCAAAGUUGCUACAAGUCAUGAGUUGGAAUAAAAGUCGAUUAUGGAAGAUGCGCGGUAAGCUUGACAAAAUUCUUGACUCCAUGAUCAAUGAGCACAGAAAUAACCUAGCUAAAACCAAUAGAGGCAAUGGGCUGUUGGGUGGUGAAGAUAUAGUCGACGUUCUACUCAGAUUACAACAAAGUGGAGAACUUUCUAUUCCGAUAACUAACGACAACAUCAAAGCAGUCAUUUUUGACUUGUUUUCGGCUGGAACUGAAACUUCAUCCACCACAAUCGAUUGGACCAUGGCAGAAUUGAUGAGAAAUCCACGUGUGAUGGCAAAGGCGCAGGCCGAAAUAAGAGAAAUUGCUAAGGGAAAGGGGACAUUCGAAGAGAGUGAUGUUCAAUCGCUAAAGUAUCUCAAGUUGGUGAUCAAGGAAACUUUUAGGCUACAUCCUCCAAUUCCUUUACUUCCAAGAGCAUGCAGGGAAGAAUUUAAAGUUAAUGGAUAUACAAUACCCCUCAAAACCAAAGUGAUGAUUAAUAUCUGGGCUUUGGGCAGAGAUCCAGAUUAUUGGCCUGAAGCAGAAAGCUAUAAACCAGAGAGAUUUGAGAACAAUUCAGUAGAUUUCUUGGGAAGUAACUUUGAAUUUCUUCCAUUUGGAGCAGGAAGAAGGUUCUGCCCUGGAAUGAACUUUGGCUUAGCCAAUAUUGAGCUUCCUUUAGCUCAACUUCUCUACCAUUUUGACUGGAAACUUCCUAAGGGAAACAAAGUUGACAUGUCCGAGGGAGAAGGAAUAACUGUGCCGAGGAAAAAUGGUCUUUACUUGAUUCCCACGCCCUACAACUCCUCCAUUGAUGGCUAAAUGUUAAGCCAACAAAAGGAGGAUUGAGGGAGGUUCUGAACUUGUUUACAAAUGAAUAAGCAUGUUCCUAGCUUUUAUUUUUUUAUUUUAUCUCAAUAAUUUCCUAGGUUACAUUAAAGUUUCAUUUUCAUGUUCUGAUUCAUGUACUUCCCUUUCACUGCUGUGAUCUUUGUAUCAUUGUCAUGUAGACCCAACUUCUAUAUAUGGAUAAUAUUUUGAGCUAUC